Messenger RNA from Mytilus trossulus (common blue mussel), 3456 nucleotides. RefSeq lists its product as uncharacterized. The record is from RefSeq and is a predicted model, not a curated record. Gene Ontology annotation, molecular function: nucleic acid binding. The transcript has a single exon. Bases 1 to 3456 code for a protein of 1151 amino acids. Gene Ontology annotation, biological process: DNA integration. Lineage: Eukaryota; Metazoa; Mollusca; Bivalvia; Mytilida; Mytilidae.
AUGCAAAUUGAAAAUUUACCCCUUAAAGAAAGCAUUGAUAAAUUCUAUGAAAUAGAAAGUCUUGGAAUUAGCUGCACACCUAAAUGUGGGAACUGUAAAUGCGGAAAAUGCCCAAUCGGGAACAACAACUAUACUAUUCAGGACGAGAGGGAGUUAAUAAUGAUACGAAACGGGCUCAAUUAUGAUUCUGAAAGUCAAAAGUGGGAAGCAUCGUAUCCAUGGAAAAGGAGUCCAAGUGAAUUGCCUAAUAAUGUUAACUCAGCUAAGGCUAAACUCUUAUCAACGGAGAAACGCUUGCAUAAGAUGGGAAAAGAAUAUAGUGAGUCGUAUCAAAAUCAAAUUGAAGACAUGGUUAAACGGAAUGUAGCCAGGAAAUUGACAGAAAAGGAAAUUCAACAAUAUGAAGGCCCAGUACAUUACAUUCAUCAUCAUGAAGUAUUAAAACCAGAAUCGAAAUCUACACCAAUCAGAAUAGUCUUCAAUUCGUCAGCUUCGUACAUGGGACACGUACUCAACGAAUACUGGGCAAAGGGACCUAAUGUAAUAAAUGAUCUAUUAGGAGUACUUUUGAGAUUUCGUCAGGAGAGAGUAGCCACAGCAGGAGAUAUAUCGAAAAUGUACAAUUCUGUAAACCUGUCUCUACUAGACCAACAUACUCACAGGUUUGUGUGGAGAGAUAUGGAUUCAAGUAAGCUACCAGACCAUUACGUAUUACAAACUGUUACAUUUGGAGAUAAACCAAGCGGUGCUAUCGCAACCAUUGCACUUCAAAUGACUGCUGACAUGUGUUCACAUACAUAUCCAGAUACAGCUCAAAUGAUCAACAAAAAUAGCUACGUUGACGACAUUUUGGUGUCAAAAGAAACAAUGAAGGAGGCAAAAAACCUGAUUCAAAACUGUGACAACAUUCUCCACAAAGGAGGAUUUGCUAUAAAACAUUGGAUUGUAUCAGGAGAUUCUAAUGAUGAAAUGGAAGGACUAAACGUUGUCAGAACAGAUGAAGAGAAAAUACUUGGUAUGAUAUGGCAACCAAUGUCGGAUACAUUUACAUUAAAAAUCAAGCUAAACUUCUCGCCGAAGCGAAAGGGAGUUCGAACAGGUUUUAACUUAAAUGUACAACAGAUCGACGAUAUCCCACAGAACUUGACUCGUCGAACGGUUCUAAGUCAGGUGUCAAGUAUCUACGAUCCUCUUGGUUUGGUAACUCCGUAUAUUUUAUCUGCCAAACUUCUAAUGCGAAGCAUGUGUACAAAGUCAGACAUAGGUUGGGAUACACCACUAGAUGAACAAUUAAUCACAACAUGGAUUGAGUUUUUCAGAGGUUUGUUUGAACUUGAGAACAUUAAAGUACCGAGACGCUUAAAACCAGAGUUCACUAUUGGCAGCCCGACAUUGGUAAUAUUUUCGGAUGCAAGUCAAGUGGCAUACGGAGCAUGUGCGUAUGUUCGAUGGCAAACUGGCAAUAAUUAUGAGACUAGACUUCUUUAUUCCAAGAAUAGGAUUGCGCCUACAAAACAGUUAUCUAUUCCAAGACUCGAACUUUGUGCAGCCAUUCUUGCGGCUCGAAUGAGACAAAAAAUCAUUCAAGAAAUGGACUGGGAAUUUGUAAAGGUAAUUCAUAUAACUGACUCAAUGAUUGUUCGAGCACAGAUCCAAAAAGAAAGCUACGGAUUUGGAACAUUUGUUGCAACGAGAGUUGCGGAAAUACAAAGUAUAACCGAUCCUACUGAUUGGUAUUGGAUUCAAGGGAACCUUAACCCAGCCGACUUAGUAACUAGACCAACACAGCCUGAUAUCUUGGAUGAAAAUUCUGUAUGGCAAAGAGGUCCAGAAUUCAUGAGAGAGUCUAUCGAUUGUUGGCCAACAAGACAAGAUAGUACUAUAGAAUCGAAACAACUUCCAGACGUAGUCAGUGUGACACUAUGUAUUGAUAAGAGACAUGUAAAGAUAGCACCUACUCUUAUCGAUAUUGAUAUAUCCCGAUUCUCAAGAUUGGAAAAGUUACUCCGUGUGACUGCACUCGUGUUAAGUAUAAUUAAAAAGAAAACAUUUAGAGGGACAUUUCACACGUUAAACACCAAAUCAAUUAAGCAAGCAGAACAUGUGUGGGUCAAAGAGGCACAAGGAGAAAUCACUGAGACUUUCAUGACACUAUUUCAGAGACUAGGCCCUUAUAAAAGACAGGAUGGAAUCAUUGUUGUCGGACAGAGGAUGGCUGAUUGGAUUAAGGAAUCAUGGAACCAAACGGAAUUUGUUCUUAUACCAUCAAAACACCCUUUAGCAAAUCUUAUCGUACAAUCUGUUCAUAAUGAGGAUCACGGUGGAAUUGAUUCAACUUUAGCGAAGAUUAGAAGCAGGUUUUGGAUACCUGGUGUUAGGCGCACCAUAAAACAGAUCAAGGAAAAAUGUGUGACAUGUAGAAAAAGAAACAAAACUACUUUGACACAGCAGAUGGGGAAGCUUCCGUCAUAUAGAUUGAAUCCAUCGCCACCUUUUUACUACUGUGCAGUAGAUUUAUUCGGACCGUAUACCAUCCGUGAUACAGUCAAAAGAAGGACAUUUGGGAAAGCGUAUGGAGUGAUUUUUAACUGUCUGACUAGCAGAGGCGUAUAUGUUGACCUUGUUGAAGGAUAUGAUAAGAACAGUUUUUUGAUUGCGCUAAGAAGGUUUGUCUCGAUUCGUGGAUAUCCAAGAAUGAUGAUUUCUGAUGCCGGAACGCAGUUAGUUGCUGCAGGAAAAGAACUUAAGCAAGUUGUGCAUACAUGGGAUUGGGACGAUAUUAAAACAUUUGGAACUAGUAAAGGAAUGCAAUGGAAUAUAAUAAAAUCAGCUGAUGCACCAUGGGAAAAUGGUUGUAGCGAAGCUCUUAUCAAAUCUGUUAAGAAAUGUCUUGAUGUUGCCAUAGGGGAUUCAGUGAUGACAUUUUCAGAAUUGCAAACUAUAUUAUUUGAGACUGCUAAUGUGUUAAAUGAAAGACCGAUAGGUACAAAGAACUGUGAUCCGAAUGAAGGGACAUACCUAUGUCCGAAUGAUUUAUUGCUCGGGAGAGCUAGUAUUCGAGUUCCGAACGGACAUUACAAUCAGGAUUGUAAUCCAAGAAACCGUCAUGCAUUUAUCCAGAACGUAGUGAAUUCAUUUUGGCGAAAGUGGAUUCGUGAUUAUUUUCAUACGUUGAUUAUAAGACAGAAAUGGCAUACAUCAUAUAGAAAUCUCAAGAAAGGUGACUUGGUUUUAGUACAAGACAGCAAUGCUUUGCGUGGAAAAUGGAAACUGGGGCAGGUUGACGAGGCGAUUCCGAGUCUUGAUGGAAAUGUUCGUGAUGUUACCGUGCGUUACAAAAACAUAGGAGGUAGUGGAACCGAUUAUCAAAAUGUCACAGAUACAAAAAUUCGUCGUUCAGUGCACAGACUAGUCUUACUACUUCCUGUUGAAAAACAAACAAAUGUUACUGUUUAA